AUGGCGGCGCGUUUUCUUGAUUCUCCAUUCUUUGGCUCCGUGGUCUCGCAACGCGCUCCUUUUCCCGCCGACCGUUGCGCGGCGGAAAGGGUCCCCGCGCGUCCGCCGCCGAUUCUUCGUGGCCGACCGGACCGCUCCAUUGCGCGCCCGUGCACGAUCCCCCCAGUCUGUGCAGCGCAUGUCGUAGCCUCGGUCUGGUUCGAUGAUGACGUGGACGACCACGUGGACGAUCCGCGGUUUGCGGGGUGGGAAGGCGGUAGUAGUGCAGGCGGACGGGCGGGGAGACGAGGGGGGAGGCGCGGAGAGAACGCGGAGCAGGCGGGAGCGCGUGCGACCCGCAGGAAGGCGAAAGACUCGAAACGCGGUCGGGGAAACAGGGCGGCUGACGUGGACAGGGAGGGCGAGCAGCAGGGGAGCAGAGCGAAUGGGGAUGAAGGGAUGAGAUUGAAUGGCGGCACUCCCAGCACUAGUAGCACCCCCUUUACUGGGAAGACAGCCGUUCUAACGGUCCACCAGCAGCAGCACCAACAGCAGGAGAAGGAGCAGGAGGAGGAGGAGCAGGAGCAGCAGCAGCAGGAGCAGCUGCAGCAGGAGCAGCAGCAAGAGCCUCGUGUGGGGGGGAAGAAGGGGAGUGCGGGGGGAGGAGGGAUUGUUGUGGAAGGAGGGAGUGUGGUGAGAGGAGGGAUUGUUGUGGGAGGAGGGAUUGUGGUGAGAGGAGGGAUUCUUGUGGGAGGAGGGAUUGUGGUGGGAGGAAGGAUUGUGUUCUGA
Molecule: messenger RNA, 768 nt
Organism: Closterium sp. Naga37s-1
Lineage: Eukaryota; Viridiplantae; Streptophyta; Zygnematophyceae; Desmidiales; Closteriaceae
Source: the annotation of a GenBank genome assembly